GCAGCGUUGACCAAAGUCUCCACUUGUAUGCAUUUUUUUGGCACCCCUGGUAUAGUAGCAUCACGGGCUUCUUUAAUCUUUCAUUAUGUCCUUGUGGGAAGAGGGAUGUACCAUUUGAGCCUCCUCUGGCUUCAGGAAGAACAUUCAACAGCGAUUAAACCUUUCAGAAGGGUAGUCUUAAUGUCUAAGUAUAUGUUAUUACCCAGGCCACAAAUUAUAAGUAAGUAGCCAUAAUCCUGGCCACCUAGAUGUCUUACAAGAUGCAUUUGCAAGAUACAUGAUACUAGAAGACGUUGGUGCAGUGGCAGCGGUUUUCCACUACUCAUAUAAUCCUAACAACAAUCUUAUAAUGUUGGUGCUGUUAUCCGAAUAGUGAAUCGCAGGAAUGAAGCCUGUAAGGGAUAAUUAACGUCACCAUGGUUAGACAUAUAUAGCAGUGCCAAUAUAUAGCAAAUGUACAGCAAAUAUAUAGCAAAGUCCGGUUUUGAAACGAAGUGUCGCCCGAGUCCAUUUUUAACCAGUACAUUCACUGCCUCUCCUUUCCCAAGAUGCAAAUGAGCGCAUUAGGAGCCAUGAGGUGUGUGAGGACUGCUGGGUACAGCUGUGGAGGCUGACCCAUGCAUGUGGGCAUCCUUCCAGCAUAGCCUAGUGGUAGCUGGAAUCCAACCCACACUCCACCUGCUAAGCUGUGUGUGUGGCCGCAUCUGCCUGGGGGAAGGAACACCUUUUUCCAAUUUGCACAGAGAUAUAUUCCCUUUCUCUCAUGGCUUCUUUCUUAUUACCUUGUUCUGCCUUCUCAGGUCCCUGCCUUUCCCUAGGAAAAGAGAAGAAAAUGACCAAGUUCCAGGAGGCGGUGAUGUUCAAGGACGUGGCCGUGGUCUUCACGGAGGAGGAGCUGGGGCUGCUGGACUCCGCCCAGAGGAAGCUGUAUCGAGACGUGAUGCUGGAGAACUUCAGGAACCUGGUCUCAGUGGGGAAUCAGCCCUUCAAACCAGACCUUAUAUCCCAGCUGGAGAGAGAACAAAAGGUUUUGAUGACGGAGACAGAAACCCAGAGAGAUGGGUGUUCAGGAACCAAGAAUCAACAUAAUAUGGAGAGUACUCAAGAAGUGGGAUUAAGCUACCUUUCCCCCAAAGAGCUUUCCUCCUGGCAGACCUGGCAACAAGAUGCAGGCAGGUUAACCAGGUGUCAAGAUUCCAUGAAAAAAUUUCAAGGGGAUAUUAUUUCUAAGCUGCAAAAACAAGGUGAUUCCCCCUGCCAGGUUUGGACAGGAAUACCAAUUCAGAUUUCUGAAGAUGGGAACUAUAUAUUGAGUCAUACAGGGGAUGGUUCCACUCACAAAAAAAAUCAAGAAUUUUCAUCUUGGCGAGUCCAGAAUUCAUGGAGGAAAAUGUACCUGAGAGAGUCACAUAAUCAUCAGUGCAGAUGUCAGCAAAUUUCCUUGAAAAAUAAUUUCUGUAAGUGUGACAGCAUCAGCUGGAUUUCACAUCACAAUGAUAAUCUGGGAGUAUGCAGAACAGAAAAAAACUAUAGCUGCCAUGACUGUGGAGAAGACAUCCUGAAGGUUUCGUUGCUUAAUGAAGACUUAAUUCAAAGAGGACAAAAGCCCUACCCCUGUAUUGAGUCCAGAAAAGCCUUCAGUAAUGACUUGAGCUCUGAAGUUCAUCAGCAGUUACAUUUAGAAGCGGAGCCCUGUACAUACAGUCCACGUGGAAAGGGCUGUAGUUAUAGUUCAAUCCUCCAUAUUCAUCAAAGUGUUCAUGAAGGAGAUGAUUGUGUUUUGGAGAGUUCACAUCUGCAGUCUCAUCAGAGAGUACGUACAGAGAAGAAGCCAUGUAAAUGUGAGCAUGGUGAGAACUUGAAUCAGUGCUCCUCUCUCAACACUUACGAACUUAUUCACACAGGAGAGAUGCCCUAUAGAUGCAGCAUUUAUGAGAAAGCCUUCAGUCAUAGCUUAGAUCUUAAUAGUAUUUUUAGGGUUCGUACUGGGGAAGAACCCCAUGAAUAUGAGGAGAAUGGGAAUGUCUUUAAUCCGAGUUCUUGUCUUCAAGUCCAUCAGGAAAUCUACGCAGAAGAGAAACUAUACACAGAUGUGGAAUGUGAGAAGGGUUUCAUUUGUAGCUCAAAUCUUAACGUUCAGCGUCGAGUUCACAUGGGAGAGAUUCCCUGUAAUUCUGAGGACGGUGGUAAUGGCUUCAGUCUGGCCUCACAUUUUCAGAACCUUCAGAUAGUUCACACUAGGGAACAACCAUAUAAACACAUAUGUGGGAACAGCUUCAGCCAAAAUUCAUAUCUUCAAGGCCAUCAGAAAAUUUGCAUUGGAGAGAAACCUUAUAAGGAAUGUGGGAAUGGCUUCAAUUGGAGUUCAAAACUUAAAGAUCAUCAGAGAGUCCACAGUGGAGAGAAGCCAUACAAAUGCAAUACUUGUGGUAAAGGCUUCAGUCAUAGAUCAGUUCUUAAUGUCCAUCAGAGAGUGCACACGGGAGAGAAACCGUACAAAUGUGAGGAGUGUGAUAAGGGAUUCAGUCGGAGUUCAUACCUUCAAGCUCAUCAGAGAGUUCACACUGGGGAAAAACCGUACAAAUGUGAGGAGUGCGGAAAGGGAUUCAGUCGCAAUUCAUACCUCCAGGGCCAUCAGAGAGUUCACACUGGAGAGAAACCAUACAAGUGUGAGGAGUGUGGGAAGGGCUUCAGUCGGAGUUCACACCUUCAAGGCCAUCAGAGAGUUCACACUGGAGAAAAACCCUUCAAAUGUGAGGAGUGUGGGAAAGGCUUCAGUUGGAGCUUUAAUCUUCAAAUUCAUCAGAGGGUUCACACAGGAGAGAAACCCUAUAAAUGUGGAGAAUGUGGUAAGGGCUUCAGUAAGGCCUCAACUCUUCUGGCCCAUCAGAGAGUUCACACGGGAGAGAAGCCAUACCAAUGUGAUGAAUGCGGUAAGAGCUUCAGUCAGAGAUCAUACCUUCAAAGCCAUCAGAGUGUCCACACUGGAGAGAGACCAUACAUAUGUGAGGUAUGUGGGAAGGGCUUCAGUCAGAGAGCAUAUCUUCAAGGUCAUCAGAGGGUCCACACUAGAGUGAAACCAUAUAAAUGUGAGAUGUGUGGGAAGGGCUUUAGUCAGAGUUCACGCCUUGAAGCACAUCGGAGGGUCCACACAGGAGGGAAACCAUACAAAUGUGAGGUGUGCACAAAAGGCUUCAGUGAGAGUUCACGCCUUCAAGCUCAUCAGCGGGUCCACACAGAAGGGAGGCCCUAUAAAUGCGAACAGUGUGGUAAGGGCUUCAGUGGGUUUUCAAGUCUCCAGGCCCAUCACAGAGUCCACACUGGGGAAAAACCAUAUAAAUGUGAGGUGUGUGGAAAGGGCUUCAGUCAGAGAUCAAACCUUCAGGCUCAUCAGAGAGUCCACACAGGAGAGAAACCGUACAAAUGUGAUGCGUGUGGUAAGGGUUUCCGUUGGAGCUCAGGUCUUCUAAUUCAUCAGAGAGUCCACAGUGGUGAUAAAUUCUAUAAAAAUGAAUAUGGUAAGGACUAUCUUUCAUCAGAGAAUCCAUACAGAAAUGAAGUUCUGUAAAAUGGUGUUCCCGUUUUGUUUUGUUUUGAAGUCCUCAAAUGGGAGCUGAAUUUUUCCAUUCACUAGAGUUCUUAUAGUAGAAAAAGAAUUUCUUCAAGGAAAAUAAUAUUUCUACCCAACCUCAACAUUACAGUAGUCAGGAAACCACACAGCAGAGACAUCUAACGAGAGGCAUUCCAUAAAGGAUUUUGUCAGAACUGUAACAUCAAUCAUUGCACAUGACUUUAACUAGUUGGACUAGGGCUUAUGAAAAGAUAAGAGUAUGGUCAGAAAUUU
Hipposideros armiger (great roundleaf bat) is the source of this 3844-nucleotide messenger RNA. It is a transcript of the gene ZNF112, whose product is annotated as zinc finger protein 112. Gene Ontology annotation, molecular function: DNA-binding transcription factor activity, RNA polymerase II-specific; RNA polymerase II cis-regulatory region sequence-specific DNA binding. Bases 764 to 3568 code for a protein of 934 amino acids. The record is from RefSeq and is a predicted model, not a curated record. The transcript has 4 exons. NCBI's taxonomy places the organism in Eukaryota, Metazoa, Chordata, Mammalia, Chiroptera, Hipposideridae. Gene Ontology annotation, biological process: regulation of DNA-templated transcription.